AUGAACGGCCUCAACGACGUCCAUCUGGACGAGUUCGACGCGCUCUACAACCAGCUGCAAGCGCGGCCGCAAGAUGUCGGAAACUGGAAGAGACUCGUCCAGCUGGCCGAAGAAUCAGAUGUCGACACGAAAAUACGCGUGGCAUACGACGCGCUAUUGAAACAGUAUCCCAACACCUCAGCGGCUCAGGUAUCCUACAUUGACUGGUUUAUGAAGCAUGGGCGCUUCAACGAAGCCGAGGACUUGUUCAAGCGCUACCUUAGAGGGUCGCCCAUGGUCGAUCUCUGGCGGUUUUACCUGCAAUAUGUCCUGCGACCUAAAGCCGACGGCAGCAUGCCUUCGCGCGAUGUGAUACGCAAGUCGUAUGAGUUCGCGCUGUCGCACAUAGGGCAGGACAAGGACAGCGGCGAGAUCUGGAAGGACUACAUUCACUUCAUCGAGUCUGGUCCCGGCUCAAAACCGGAUCCGUCUUGGGACAAGCAGCAGCGCAUGGACUCACUUCGCAAGGUAUACCACCGAGCACUACAAGUACCCAUGGAGAAUCUCGAAUCAAUCUGGUCGUCAUACGAAGCCUUCGAAAAGAGCCUGAACAAUCCCAACGUCGCCAAGAAGUUCAUCGCCGACCUCAACCCCGCAUAUAUGCAAGCGCGCGCGACCCUUCGCAAGCUCAAGGAACUCACGCAAGGUCUCUUCCCCCACUCCACUUCGCGUGAAGACAUGACGCUGCCUAUGCCCCCUACGUUCAGCAACGCUGACCUCAGUCUGAUCGGCCGCUGGCGCGCGUACCUCAAGUGGGAAAUGGACAAUCCGCUGGAGAUUGAGGAGAAGGAUCGCACGACUCUCAUUGCGCGCAUACAAGCGGUCUAUCGUAAGGCCGUGAUCCGUAUGAGGUACUACCCUGAGAUCUGGUUCAUGGCUUACAACUGGACGAACGCCAAUGCGAAGCCUGACGACGCUAUUGCUCUCCUCAAAGCCGGUGUCGAAGCGAACCCGUCAAGCUUCUUGCUCAAUUUUGCAUACGCUGAAGCCCUUGAACUGAAGCGCCAGUACACUGAAGUGCACGAUCUAUAUACGAAGUUUCUCGACACUCUGCGGGCUGAGCUUGACGAGCUUGAGGCCAAAGUCAAGGCUGAGACCGAGACUGAGAACCCGGCUGCCAACGGCAACGGCAAUGGCGCGUCGAUGCAAAUUGACGGGCCCGCGUCCGCCAACACCUCCAUUGACUCGACGACCGCGUCCAACAACAAGACGGCGGCGCUGCUUGCCUUGCGUCGAAAGGAAUACGGCAUCGCAUACGUGAUGUACAUCCGCUUCGCGCGGCGCGCAGAGGGUGAAAAGGCCGGGCGCACGCUGUUUGGCAAGGCUCGCAAGGACCGUUGGACGCCGUGGGAGGUGUACGAGGCUGCGGCGUACACCGAGUUCCACAGCGGGCAGGUGCCUGCGAAGACGGACGAGGCGGAAAAGCAACCAUACCUCAUUGCGAGCCGGAUAUUCGACAAGGGUUUCGAGCUUUUCGGCGAAGAUCCCGAGUUUGUCGAUCGGCAUUUGGUGUUCUUGCUCAACAUCAACGAUAUCAACAACGCACGAUCCCUGUUCGAGCGCGCGGUCAAUGCGAUCCCGGCGAAGAAGGCCCGCAUCCUCUGGGAGAGGUGGGGGCGGUACGAGUACACGUACGGCACUCUGGAGGACGCGCUCGCCUUCGAGCGUCGCUACAGCGAACUCUUCCCAACGGACAACCCGACGAAGCGCUUCGCGCAGCGCUACACCCUCAACUCGUACGACGUGAUCGCGCAGCGUGACCUCGGCUUUGCGAUCUGGAACCCCAGCGCGUCGGGCUCGGGGCGCAGUAUGGCGGCCCUCAAAGCGCAGCCGACGAUACGAGAUAUCCCAGCGGCGCCGCAGGGCGCGAAGCGAGGCGCGAGUCCGGAUGGGCGCGAGCGGCACCGCGAGGAGCGCGGGACGAAGCGGAUGAGGAACAACCCAUCGCCGGAGCGCAUGCGCGAAAGGGAGAGGGAGAGGGAUAGGUGGGAAGGGCCGCCGAGGCGGAGGUCGCCACCGAGGGAUGCGCCGAGGGAUCGUCCUGCCCGUUGGGCCGAGAGGGAAGACGACAAGAACGUGCUGCCGGUUCAGCUCAAGGACUUCAUUGGGCGUUUACCGCCGCCUCAUGCAUUCGAUGGUGAGUGCUCCUGCUUUCAUGGAGAUGAUGUUUGUGCUGAUCGUUUUGCAGGACCUAUCUUCCGCACGGAUGACCUCGUGAACCUGUUCAGGACUGCGGAUAUUCCGACCAGUCUGCCGCCGCGCGCGCGGUCUCCUCCGCGAGGUGAGUCUUCCUUCAUCUUACGCCGUAUUGACCGCGUGCAUCAAGCGGUCUUGCCUUUCCCUUCUGCAUCAUGGGCGUGA
Messenger RNA from Schizophyllum commune H4-8, 2400 nucleotides. RefSeq names its product Suf-domain-containing protein. The transcript is spliced from 6 exons. Gene Ontology annotation, biological process: mRNA 3'-end processing. Gene Ontology annotation, cellular component: nucleus. The record is from RefSeq and is a predicted model, not a curated record. Gene Ontology annotation, molecular function: protein binding; mRNA binding. NCBI's taxonomy places the organism in Eukaryota, Fungi, Basidiomycota, Agaricomycetes, Agaricales, Schizophyllaceae. Bases 1 to 2400 code for a protein of 799 amino acids.